AUGUCGUUAUCCCAUGCGUCGCUUUUACUCCGGGCAAGCACUAUUCACACGCAGACCAAAACAAACGAGACUCACAAGGCCAUUGCCAUCAAUGGGGACCGUAUUAUAGCAGUUUCAACAGACUACCAUGGCUUAGACGCAUACGUUGGGCCACAUACUCGCGUCAUCGACGAGCCUGGGAGUACCAUACUGCCUUCCUUCGACGAUACCCAUACCCAUCUUAUGUUUGCUGCAAUGAGCCAGUUCGAUGUUCCCGUUCAUUUGGCCCAGAACAUACCUACCAUGCUCGAUAUGCUGCGUUCUCGUGCGGCCAAUACUCCUGCUGGUGAAUGGAUCACAACUACAGCAAACUGGCAAGAGUACAAUCUCAGGGAACAGCGAUUCCCGACACUGCAAGAGCUUGAUGGUGUGUCCACAGCGCAUCCCAUCCUUGUUAAGCGCGGCGGUCACAAUAUGGUUGCCAAUUCUGUUGUGCUAAAGUUAGCUGGCAUUACAACCGAGUCAGAGCCGCCAGAAGGAGGCGUUAUUAGCCGCAACAAAGAUGGAAGCCUCAACGGGCUGUUGCAGGAUAAUGCACUCGCACCCAUUUUCAAAAUAUCGCCACACCCUAGCCUCCAAGGGUCUGUGGCUGGUAUUGAAGCUGCUUCAAAGUCGUACGCCGCGACAGGAAUUGGCUGCGUUCGUGAUUGCGCUGUAUUCGCGAACCAAAUGAAGAUGCUCAAGGUAGCCCGCGACCAAGAGAAACUACAUGUGCGAAUGCGGGUACUAAUUGCGGCGCUUGGUAUGACCUCUGUCGCCGAGAUUGAGCGUCUUAUGGAUGAGAUUGAACAAUGGCGGAGCCUCGACUCGGAUAUGUGGCUACGAGUCUGGGGAGUCAAGCUUGGCAUUGAUGGUGGAAUCGAGGCCAGCGCCACCGAGGAUCCCUACGUCGCCCGACCAGAUCAUGGCUGCUGCGGUCCUACUGACUUUUGCGGUACCUUGACCUGGGAUCCUGACCUUCUUGUUGAAGCAAUGGGAGUGGUUCUCCGACGAGGCUGGAGAAUUGGUACUCAUGCAGUUGGAGACCGAGCCGUCCGAGUUCUUCUCGAUGUAUAUGAGCGAUUACUACGGAUGUACCCGGAACUGCCUCCUGGGUCCCUAGUCAUGGAGCAUGGAGGUCUUGCAACCGCUGAGCAACGGGCUCGUGCUGUGCGACUCGGAAUCCCAGUCACGGUCCAACAUCCUUUGUUACAUGAUGCCGCUGGUAUUCAAAGCGAGUAUUUAGGAAAAGAACGAGAGAGCCACCUUUUUCCUGUUCGCCAGUGGAUAGAUGAUGGUGCACAGGUUUCUGCCGGUUCGGAUUAUCCGGUUGGUACCUACGGCGCAAUGCACUCAGUCUGGGGUCUCACCACGCGUCAGACUGUCCUGGGUGUCCUGGGCCCGGAACAUGCAAUUUCUGUCCAGGAAGCCAUUGAUCUGCACACCAAGAAUGCAGCAAAACUGACAAAGGAGGACGAGUAUCGGGGCUGCAUUCUCCCAAACUUUCUUGCUGACCUGACUAUCUGGCCGCAUGACCCCCUUAUCGCACAGACGAAAAGUCUCUCUGCUCUUCUACCAAAGUACACAAUUGUUGGAGGCAAGAUCGUAUAUGAACAGGGGACCUAA
Molecule: messenger RNA, 1644 nt
Organism: Fusarium graminearum PH-1
Lineage: Eukaryota; Fungi; Ascomycota; Sordariomycetes; Hypocreales; Nectriaceae
Exons: 1
Coding region: 1-1644 (547 amino acids)
Molecular function (GO): hydrolase activity, acting on carbon-nitrogen (but not peptide) bonds
Source: RefSeq, a predicted model, not a curated record